AUCAGUAUAAUCAGAGUAAUCAUUUGAUAGCUCUUCACCCCAAAUCUUCCUCCAGAAGCGAUGGUGUGAGUAUGGAGGAGGAAGAUGAGGAGGACGACAUCCGGGCCAUCCAGAGAUUGCGGAGGGAGCUGUACUAUGAACGUGAGAUUGUCCGGACUUUACACGCCUCAGCAAACCAGUGGAGGAACAUUGUACGGGAGAAUCUCGCCAUGAACAUACAGAGAGAACAGGAAGAAGUUGAAUGGAGAAUCAGGUAUCAGUACCAGCGAUCCUUCAACGAGAUGCUGAAGAAGGUGAUUGAGAACUUGAGGACCGAGAUGCGGGAACUCCGACGAGGCAACACCGAGGCGAGUAGCUACGUGGUAGGCGACAUGAUGAAGAGAUCCCUGCCCGAGUGCCGCCUAAAAGUCAGACAUUUUGAAACCGACCUCAAGUCCAUGAAAAACCUACGGAACAUGUAUGAGCGGCAGCUGGACCACGAGUCUGUGGAAUACUCCAAGGUCAAAGAGAAACGGACUGCAGUGUUCAAAGACCUCCUGUUCAUGCAAAGUAUAUGCAUUAAACAACAACAGAAAUUUGAAAAAGAAUAUUUUGCCAAACUCAGAGAAAGACAUGGUGGAAUUCUAUUUCGUGAUAGUAAUGUGUGUUUGGGGAGGGAUCGACUAGAAGGUGUUAAGUCCCGUCCGUCUAAUGUCAGAGCCAGAAAUGCUACUAUAUGCAGUGGUAAGGAUAACACCAAGAGGUUUGACAUAUUAGUCGACAGUAUCGCGGCCAGAGCUUCAAGUACAUCCGUUGAUAACGUUGAGAUGAAGGACGCUAUUUGCACCAGAGACCAGGCAGCCUUGGAGGAGGUUACACACCAUCAAGGCAGGACAAAUGGGGACAAAACAAGCGUGCAAUUUCAACGUAGUAAACAUGGAAAACAACACCUCGAGAGAGUGACAUACAAUGAUGAUAUAUUCAAUUUUUGAUCAUAUUAUGUUACUG
Molecule: messenger RNA, 987 nt
Organism: Haliotis rubra (blacklip abalone)
Lineage: Eukaryota; Metazoa; Mollusca; Gastropoda; Lepetellida; Haliotidae
Exons: 3
Coding region: 72-971 (299 amino acids)
Source: RefSeq, a predicted model, not a curated record